UCUGAUGUCUUUGCUUUCCCUGCAGGCUGUGCUCAGAAAAACAGCACUUCAUGUGAAGAGUGCCUGAAGAAUGUCUCUUGUCUGUGGUGCAACACCAACAAGGUGUGCUUGGACUACCCGGUCAGAAAGAUCCUGCCACCUGCCUCUCUCUGCCAGCUGAGUUCCGCACGUUGGGGGAUUUGCUGGGUGAACUUCGAGGCGCUGAUCAUCACCAUGUCUGUGCUGGGUGGUUCCGUCGUGCUGGGCAUCUCCGUGGCCUGCUGCUGCUGCUGCUGCAGGAGAAAGAGGAGCCGUAAGCCCGAUAAGAGCGAUGAGCGGGCCAUGAGGGAGCAGGAGGAGAGGCGAGUCCGGCAGGAGGAGAGAAGAGCAGAGAUGAAGUCAAGACAUGAUGAAAUCAGAAGAAAAUACGGUUUGUUUAAAGAGAAAAACCCAUAUGAGAAGUUUUAAGACAACUCGCGCGCACUUUGGACAGUUCAGGCGACCCUGGAGUGUCCUGUGGGGACACCUCGCGCUCUUGCUGCCCCUGGCCCAAAUGACUUUUCGGACUGGCCGGGGGCUGCCCCCAGGACAAUCCCCUCUUCCACAAGCCUGUGGCCUCCGUCCUCAGUCACACCAGGCUGGACGGGGUCACACUGCUCCUUGCAGCUGGUUCCGGGCAGAGCUUGGCACCCGCGCUGCCACUUCCUAUCCUCUCUGCGUCACUGGGGGGCCGGGGCCUGUCACCGUGUCACGGGAACAGUGGUGUGGUGUCCCUGUGCCCCACGCACAUUGUGUAGUGUGGAAGAGCCAGAAACAGUUUCACCAAAAGAGGCUCUUUAUGUGAAAUUCAGGCUCCUUUGGGGGGAAUUUUGUAUUCGUCUUUAACGGACCGUGAAAGGGGCUGGGGAUUUAGCUCAGUGGUUCCUGCCACCUGCCUCACUAAGUGUAAGGACCCGAGUUCAAUCCCUGGUACAAAACAAAACAUCACGAAAGCACAUUUCCCCACUGAAACUUAGAUUGUAGCUGUGGUCAGAACACCCCACCGCCCCUCUGGGGUCCCUCCCAGCAGUGUGGAUGGAAGUGUUGUCCCCAGGGUCCCUGUACCCCGCCUGCCCACUCUGGGAUCCUGGGGGACGGCAGGUAUGCUCCGAGGAAGAAGGGCUGUGCCCUGCACAGGCCACAGGGAGCAGGCCUAUCCCCACAGACUCGGUUCUGGGCCCAGUGCGCUGUGGGAAGUUGGUAUAGCCUGGGGCCGGGUCCUCCUUGGAAAGUGGCGGGUGGCCAUGGCUCGCAGACCAGCAGUGACCUUCACCAGGCCUUCAGGCCCGUUCUUCGACUUGCGGGGCGCUUGAUAGUAAUUGAAAGUAUUGCGAAACGUUCAUAAGUAUUUUAUAAUAGAAUUUUGCCUUCUCUUUAACUCACAGGAACUUUCUAAUGGACUAAUGAACUUUGUAUUAACACAGCAGCACAAUGUCAAAUCACUUUGAUU
Molecule: messenger RNA, 1468 nt
Organism: Fukomys damarensis (Damara mole-rat)
Lineage: Eukaryota; Metazoa; Chordata; Mammalia; Rodentia; Bathyergidae
Gene: Pttg1ip
Product: PTTG1 interacting protein
Exons: 5
Biological process (GO): protein import into nucleus
Cellular component (GO): nucleus; cytoplasm
Source: RefSeq, a predicted model, not a curated record